ACACCUUAAACCCCUUGUUACCUACCAAACGUCCCCCACCCUGUCUCUCGCCAUCCAACUCCGCGGCCUGACACCGCGAGAAGCCAUCGCCGACGCCUUCUACCGCCUCAUGUCCGCCCUGGACGAGAACGACAGCGCCCUCUUCAACUCAGCCAUGAUGUCCGACGUGACACAGGACUUCAACGGGCAGACACGGCAGGGCAUCGAAGCCGUGCGAGCCCACGCUCUCGGCGUUGUCGGACCGUUGGAUUCCACUCACUUCGUCACGAACAUCCGCAUUGAUGUCGAGGACGAUGCGGCUAAUACUGCGACUUUGACGGGGAAUACGCUGGCGUUGCACUAUCCGUCGGGGACUGGCAGGUCGCAAAGCAACAGGAGACUCGUGGGAGGUUCCAGACAUAAGGUUGAGAUGGUGAAGGGUGCGGAAGACGGGCUGUGGAAGUUCCAGACGUGGACGAUACGUACGGUGUGGUUUGAAGGCGACUACUCCGUCAUGGACGGCGUGCUUGACGAGUUGUAAAGAGCAGUUCUCCGAGCAGCUGAACAGUCCGUAAUUGUACCUGUACUUCAGCCGACCGUCUCGCUGAAGGAUGUCUGCAUUCGGAAGCAAGUCCUUUCCUGAUCUCGCCGUCCAC
Molecule: messenger RNA, 635 nt
Organism: Neohortaea acidophila
Lineage: Eukaryota; Fungi; Ascomycota; Dothideomycetes; Mycosphaerellales; Teratosphaeriaceae
Exons: 1
Coding region: 110-520 (136 amino acids)
Source: RefSeq, a predicted model, not a curated record